Messenger RNA from Nakaseomyces glabratus, 1134 nucleotides. Its product is annotated as putative aminopeptidase. Gene Ontology annotation, molecular function: metalloexopeptidase activity. The record is from RefSeq and is a predicted model, not a curated record. NCBI's taxonomy places the organism in Eukaryota, Fungi, Ascomycota, Saccharomycetes, Saccharomycetales, Saccharomycetaceae. Gene Ontology annotation, biological process: proteolysis.
AUGUUGUUGAAGAAUCUGGUAUAUAUUGGUAGUGUGGCUGCUUUACCCUGGUCUAGCUCAUGGAGUUCGUUGCUUCAAGACGAUGACAGUGUUCGUACCAUUGACGUUGGUGAUGGUCAAUUAAGACAAGUUACUGAGUAUGAUAAGCUAAAAUUGAGGAGGCGUGGUAUCAAGUUUUUUGAUGUCACAGAUGUGCUGUUCUUCAGAAGCGAAGAGGACCCUGUAGUUGCUGAUUAUAACUAUCCAAUGCAAAUGCAUCAGAGAGAUACUGUACAUGGUGUGCUCGACAAGAUCGAUAAAGAGUCCAUGUACGCAGACUUAUCUAAAUUGACAAGUUUCUACACAAGGUAUUACAAGAGUGCGGAAGGUGUGAAGUCUGCGGAUUGGGUAUUAUCAAGGAUAACUAACAUCACCAAUGGGCUUGAAAAGGACCUUGUGCAGAUUGAACAAGUUUCACACAAGGGCUGGGAUCAGUACUCAAUUGUGGUUAGAUUCAAAGGUACUUCAUUACCAGAUAAUAUUGUUGUCAUAGGUUCUCAUCACGAUUCUAUCAACUUAUUAUUACCAUCAGUUCUCCCUGCACCUGGCGCAGAUGACAACGGCUCUGGUACUACUACAGUGUUGGAAGCCUUGAGAGUGUAUGUGGAAUACUAUAUAAAGCAAAACCAACGUCCUAUGAAUACCAUCGAAUUCCAUUUCUACUCUGCGGAAGAAGGAGGACUUCUUGGCUCCCUUGACGUAUUUACCAGAUAUGCUCGAGACCAAAAGAAGGUGGUAGCCAUGCUUCAACAAGACAUGACGGGCUAUGUGAGAGAUCCAGCUAAAGAGCACGUAGGUUUGGUAACUGAUCACACCACGCCCAAAUUAAACAACUUUUUGAAGUUGGUGAUGAAUGAAUUCUUGUCCAUACCAUAUGUGGAAACAGAAUGUGGUUACGCUUGCAGUGAUCACGGAAGUGCAGUAAAGAAUGGGUUCCCUGCCGCAUUUGUCAUUGAGAGUGACUUUAAAAAGACCAAUAGAUAUAUUCAUAGUACAAUGGACACUUUGGACAGAUUGAGUCUGGACCACAUGGCUGAACAUGCAAAACUCGUUCUGGGAACAGUUAUUGAAUUAGGGCAAUGGUUGGGGUUCUAA